AUGGAGGUCCACCCAAGAAUGUCCUAUUACAAUGAUACACAAGAUGGAACAGCCGUAGUAAUAAAAACCUUGGAAUCUACUGAUCACUUUACUCCACUGCAUAUCCCUCCAGGCCCACCUAUGUUCCCAGAAAGAUAUGAAGAACUAAGGAAAACAUUUCAGCUGUGCAAACCAGUCUUUAAAGCAGGCCAAGAACCUGGAGGGAGUGAACCUAUGCUGCCCGAAUCUCACAGAAUCUAUGAGCCACCUUACACAUUUACUCAUGGACCCUGCUAUGAUGAGGACCCCAAAAAUGUUCCACUAAGAUGUGCAAGUUAUCUAAAAUAUAAGACACCAGGGAGUCUACUCAUUGAGGGCCGAUAUCGUCCUUUUCAUCCUUAUGUCCAUGGCAACAUGAAUAUCCAAGUUGGCCCUGAGAGAAAGGAAGAUGCCUAUGAAUCUAUCAAUAUAGAAGCUAUGGCACGUCAUGCCAGCCUUGACAGGAAGCAGCCUGACAGUGGGGCAGAACAUAUUGCCCUUGCCACGCAAAGCUCAGCAUUAAACCAGACUUCUUCCACUGCAUACACUUCUAGUAUUCAACUUGGCACACUCAAGUUCACUGAAGGAAAUGGUCAGCGAAAUGAAGCUCCUAAAUCAACUUUCCAACCUCCAGCACUUGAUAUUUCAUCUCGAGCUGCCAAUAUGCUAGAAAAUGUAAAGAAGGCUCUUUGGCUGUCUACUUACAAGCGAGACUACACAGGCAGAGGGCCUAUGAACCCAUUGCAGCUGGAUGACUAUAAUGCCAAGUUAAUUGGCAGAGCAACUGGAGAACUGGGCAAAGAUGUGGAGCUUAAAGAAUCCUUUCAUUCAACAAUGUCUCAAAUAAGGCCCUUAGAAGGACGCGUUGCCCGUUUCCUUCAAGGCAGACCACAGAUCGCACAUCCUGAACAUCAGGAUUCUACAGAGAACUACGAGCCGCCACUUCAUUGGAGAGACCAUUCCAGGUAUUCAGAGGGAGUGCAAAAGGGUGGGAAAGCAUCACUGAGUCCUGAUCAGCAGGAUACGCAAAACAAAGCAAGUCAAAGGAACAAAUGCUUGCUCUACAAUUGGAUUCAGCCUGAAACAGCUUACCAGGAAGAAAACAGUGAAGAUAAGAAAGUGCCCUGGAACAGAUUUCGGAAAAUUACAGAUACCUAUAAAACAGACCAAUUGUACCAAAGGCAACUUGCAGUACCACCUGAGCCACAGCCUCUUCUAAAGGCUGCAGAAUCCAUUUACUAUGAAGAUUUGCCACCCUCCCGUUUAAAGAGAUAUAUAGUGUGGCACAAUCCUAUCAUCCUUAGUAAACCAACCUCGACACACCUAAAGUUUGAAAGGUGUGCUAGCAAACCAGAUCUCCAGUGUGCUGCUAUUCCCAAAGAGAUUGUAACAAGCUGCACUCCAUCAUGGAUUCCUAAUUGUGGGAUGGCUAGGCCUCAGACAAAAUUACUUGAUAUCCAGGAUUCCUUUACAAAGGGAGAUGCCAUCAAGUACUUGAAUGAUCUUACAAGGCGGGCACUGAGAGACUUGAGGGAUCAUGACAGGGAAGGCAGGAAGCAUAAAUUCCGGGGCAUUCAUGCUUUUUUUUUAUAA
Molecule: messenger RNA, 1611 nt
Organism: Candoia aspera
Lineage: Eukaryota; Metazoa; Chordata; Lepidosauria; Squamata; Candoiidae
Gene: SPMIP4
Product: sperm microtubule inner protein 4
Exons: 8
Coding region: 1-1611 (536 amino acids)
Cellular component (GO): centrosome
Source: RefSeq, a predicted model, not a curated record